Alnus glutinosa is the source of this 2556-nucleotide messenger RNA. RefSeq lists its product as uncharacterized. Bases 1 to 2556 code for a protein of 851 amino acids. The transcript is spliced from 6 exons. The record is from RefSeq and is a predicted model, not a curated record. Gene Ontology annotation, molecular function: zinc ion binding; DNA binding; transposase activity. NCBI's taxonomy places the organism in Eukaryota, Viridiplantae, Streptophyta, Magnoliopsida, Fagales, Betulaceae. Gene Ontology annotation, biological process: DNA transposition.
AUGUAUUUUAAAGACCCCGUGAAGAGUCUUGCUGAUGGGUUGCAUUUAAUUACUUCAGACCAUGAUGUGCUGAACCUGUCUGCUUGCCAUGAUGGGCAUGCCAUUUUGCAAUUAUAUAUUGUGUCUUUUGGGGAUGGAGGAGGUGAUGAAGAGGAUAGUCAAGAUGAUAAUGAAUAUGGAGGUAGGGCUGAUUUGGAUGAUCCUUGGUGGGAUGAUAAGCUUAGUGAUACUGAAGACGUAUUUGAUGUUGGUGUUGAUGUUGAUAGUAAUGUAGAGGAUAAUGAAGGGGGUAAUGAUGAGAAUAGUGAAGAGGGUGGUAAUGAUGAGAAUAGUGAAGAGGGUGAUGAGAAGUGUGAAGAGGGUGGUGAUGAUGAGAAUAGUGAAGAGGGUGGUAAUGGUGAUAAUGAAGAUGAAGUUGGUCAUGAUGACGAUGAUAAUAACUCUGAUAUGGCUAGAAGUGACAUACUUGUCUCACCAGUAGCUAGUGAUGAAGAAGAUGAAAAUUCUGAGUCAAGAGGGUCUGAGUUCCAUGCAGUUGACCGAGAGGAUCCAAGUUUGGAAGUUAAGAUGAGAUUCCCAGAUAUACAGACAUUUAGGGAGGUGGAUGAUGAAGCUACAUUCCAGAUAAUCAGCCUUCAAGGUAGACAUGUGUGUGGCAGGCAAUUUAGGAACUCAAUUGUAAACUCUAUAUGGAUAGCCGAUAAAUUGAUUGAUAAGUUUAGAGUUCAGCUCGACAUGCCAUUACAUGUGAUACAUAAUGAAGUGAAAGAAAGAUGGAGGAUAGAUGUGAAUCCGAGCAUGAUGUAUAGGGCAAGAAUCAAGGCUAAUAAAAAAAUAUAUGGCAACCAUGGGGGUCAGUAUGCGGCCUUGUGGGACUAUUGUGAGACCUUGAGAGCAACCAACCCAGGAAGUUGUGUUGUGAUGAAAGUGGAUAGGACAGUACCCGAGGCGAAUCCAAGGUUUCAAAGACUGUAUUGUUCUUUGGCAGCCAUGAAAAAGGGCUUUUUGGAAGGUUGCAGGCCUGUGAUAGGGGUGGAUGGGUGUUUCCUUAAAGGGCCAUUUAAGGGGCAACUUCUAGCUGCAGUUGGACGCAAUGUGUCUGAUCUUGGGAACCAUGAGCGGCAUGGCAGGCCAACAUUUAUUUCGGAUCGACAGAAGGGUCUAAUGCCAGCCUUUGAUUAUGUCAUGCCAACCGUCGAUCACAGGAUUUGUGUAAGGCAUCUUUAUGCGAACUAUAGGGACAUUGGGGGGCAUAGAGGAAUUGCCCUAAAGGAGAAGUUAUGGGCUGCAGCUUCUGCAUACACUGAAGGGGAUUUUCUAAGGGUAAUGGGUGAGCUGAAGAGAAUGAAGAGUGAUGCCCAUGAGUACUUGGCCAAAAUUGAUCCUAGUACAUGGUCAAGAGCAUGGUUUGCUACGGAUUCAAAGUGUGACCUUCAGCAGAAUAAUAUAUGUGAGUGUUUUAAAUCAUACAUUCUAAAGGCUCGCAAUAAGCCUAUCUUGAUCAUGCUGGAGCAGAUACGAAAAAAGUUGAUGAGGAGAUACCAGGCUAAGAGGGAUGGCAUUCAAAGUUUGACAGGGAAGUUAACUCCUAAAAUCCAAAAUAAGUUGGAUGCAAUACGGAAUGAAUCAAUGGACUGUGUUGCCCUAUAUGCUGGUGAUGACAUGUUUGAAGUGACUAGUCCAGAUGGUAGACAAUUUGUAGUCAACAUGAGGAGAAAAAGUUGUGGUUGUAGAGUGUGGGAAAUGUCUGGAAUCCCCUGUGUGCAUGCAUGUGCUACUAUUCGACAUAGUUCUAAGAAUGCAGAGGAUUAUGUUGAUGAGUACUUCACUGUGGAGAUGUACAAGAAAGCAUAUGAGCCAGUUAUAUACCCAAUGCCUAGUCAAGAGCAGUGGAUACCAACCCAGCAUGACAAGUUGGAAACCCCAGUAUCAAGAGUGGCCCCGGGUAGACCAAAGAAGGUAAGAAAAAGGCAAGUUGAUGAACGUAGAGAUCCGAAAAAUCCAAACAGAAUGAGAAAAUUUGGUGCUAGGAUGAAAUGCUCCAUGUGUAAGGGCAGAGGGCACAAUAAAAGGGCAUGUCCAAUGAGAAGUACCCAAGCAAGUGUUGUGCUGCCUACCCCACCUCCAGACAGUACACAAAGUACCACCUCAAGAACUCCUACACAGGCUACAAGAACAAAUCUGGUCUCACCGCCUCCACCGGUGAGAACAAAUUCAGUCCCACCGCCUCCACUAGCAACAACAAAUCCAGUCCCACCACCUCCACUAGCAACAACAAAUCCGGUCCCACCUCCUCCAAGGAGACGGAAGACACAAAGGGUCGCGGCUAUUUUUGGGAAGUCCAAACCGGGUCCCACCAUACCUAUUGAUCUAACUGAGGGUGAUAGUGAUGAACGAGGUGGCCCUGCAAUCCGAGGUGGCAGUGCGGGAACCAGUGGGACAGCAACUAAUCCGGCAUCCAAAAACAAGGGCAAACGUGUGGUGGCCACUGUUGAAAAGGCAAUUGAGAUUGCUGAAGCGAAGAGGAAGAGAAUGAGGCCAGAAUGGAAGCGUUAA